Messenger RNA from Micropterus salmoides (largemouth bass), 1459 nucleotides. RefSeq names its product glutamate-rich protein 1. Bases 241 to 1284 code for a protein of 347 amino acids. NCBI's taxonomy places the organism in Eukaryota, Metazoa, Chordata, Actinopteri, Centrarchiformes, Centrarchidae. The transcript has 6 exons. The record is from RefSeq and is a predicted model, not a curated record.
UUAAUAUCACAGAAACAAUUUGCCUCAGUAAAAUGUAAACUUCUUACUGUCUUUGUCGCCAAAUACAAAGUGGUCGAGCAGUACCAAACGAUGCUAUGAUAUUCGAUAUAUUAAACAGGCUGCUUUACAUGCCGAUUUCAAGAAUGGAUUUGACUGAUCAAAACAAUAUAUAAAUGUAUGAUGGGCAGGGUACAAGUCUUUUUUGACAAGUAAGGCUAGAUUAAAUCGCCAUUAGUUGGAAUGGAACUCGGCGCGACUGGACCAAGUGACUUCUUCCUGUGCAUUCAAUCAGUCCUGUCGGUGUGUGAGCUGCUGCCUGGUGCAUUUCAAUCAAAAGUACUCCAGAGGCUUUACCCUGCAGCUCCCAAAUUGGAGAAGGAGUCCAGCCAACCAGGCAUGGUCGAGGCCCUAGCCAACAAAAUCUGUGUGAAAAGACAAGCCUCUAAAGUGGACACUGCUACUGGAGAUGCAGGAAAGACGCAGAGUGCAGCCAGUCCGGGCAGGCGGAUGUACACUGUUCUACCUCCUCCUGCAGACUACAAGACAGAUUCAGAGAAAUCCAUCACACUCCCCCAACUAGAAAGGAUAAAUAGUGCCGAGGACCCAGCUGAGGAGAGCGUCCAUGAUGGCAAUGAAGCACUAGACAGAGAUGAAGAGGAAGAAGAAGAGAAAAGAAAAAGGAGAAGGAAAAGGAAAAGAAAACCAACCCUCCACUAUGACUAUGGGAAAGAUGUAGCAGCUCCAGUGAGUGAGCCCAGCACAGGUCAGACACCUGUGGAUGAGGGAGGAGAACGCAUUAGCAGGAACAAGAAGAGGAAGCUGAAGAAGAAACGGCACAAAGAAAAGCUGCUCUCCAUGGGUCUAAUGCCCCGCGCCACUGCCCUGGAGUUCACAUACCAAAAAGAUGGGGAUGAGGAGGAAGAUGAUGAAAGGAGAGCUGCUGAGGUGUCAGACUUCCUCAGCACAACAAUGGAAAUCUAUAUGUCAGAUUCCUUAUUGCGUGCAGACAAGCUUCCUGUCCUGUCUCAGACGGUGGAUGACCUUCUGAGCAGCAUAGCCAGUGGACGCAAGCCGCCCUCUGUCCUGAAGCAGCUCUACAGCCUAAAGGCCUUUGUUCAGCAGAAACAGAUAGACAAACUGGAAAAGGCUCUGAAGGAGCUCUACAAAACAUCUAUGUCCGCAGAGGAAACCACGGCAGUCACUUCACUUUUCCAAUACUGGAUCACAGACAUCCUUCCCAUGCAGGGAGACAAGAAGACAGGGCUUUCUACCAUGCACCCAUGAGACUGUCAGUCACACUGAAACAAAGACUCUGCUGAAGAAUUAUUUCCACUGUGCUUUAUCACUUUAGACAAGAAAGUUCUGGAAAUGUUCCACUCAUAUUCUGCAUUGCACAAUGUUGGACUUUAAAUGAUGCAGUAUAAAAACUGUCAUUAAAUAUGUUUCCUUUUGAUCUAUA